CAAUACCCAUUAAAGACGGAAAGAAAAGUUCUUUCUUUGAUGAUGAUUAUACAGAGAGAAGAGGUAAAGACGAAGAAGAAGAGGAGGAAGAAGAAGAUUUGUCUAUGGUCUCUGAUGCAUCCUCUGGCCCUCCACAUCUCCAAGAAGAUAUUAAUCAAGAUCGAAGGUACUUUGCCAAUGGCUAUUUUAAUAAUGAGGUAUGUGAAGCAGAGUACUCCCCUUCAUUUCCCGGCGAUGGCAAACGCCAGCUGAUUAGAGAACGAUGCCGCCAUCGCCGCCGGGAGGAGAAUCAAGAACCGCCGGGAAAUUUUCUCGAUGACACUGCCAGUUCUCCUCUCGUUAACUUCUCCAAUAACAAUGUUUCCAUCUCCAACAAUCAAGCUUCAUUGGAAAGCGCCUUGGAUUAUUCACAAGGAUUCUCUGCAACCCACUUUCAGGAGCGAAGAUCUACAUUCCAAGACCAUUUUGGCUUCUUCCAGUCUCCUCAACUUCCAAAUAACCAGUGGUUUUAAGGGAGAAGAAGAUUAAUCUCUCCAAGCUCUUACUCUGCUACUGCAACUUGUUGAUGACUUGGUGUAAGGUUGUUGUCAAAAAAGAAAAAGGAAAAAAUAUGGAUCUCAAAGGAGAUCUUUUU
Molecule: messenger RNA, 634 nt
Organism: Carica papaya (papaya)
Lineage: Eukaryota; Viridiplantae; Streptophyta; Magnoliopsida; Brassicales; Caricaceae
Product: protein SOB FIVE-LIKE 5
Biological process (GO): cytokinin biosynthetic process
Source: RefSeq, a predicted model, not a curated record